Soboliphyme baturini is the source of this 1529-nucleotide messenger RNA. Lineage: Eukaryota; Metazoa; Nematoda; Enoplea; Dioctophymatida; Soboliphymatidae. The record is from the annotation of a GenBank genome assembly.
AUGUCAUGGACGGGAAAUAAUGUUCGUCGAUUGCCUAUUGUUCGUGGAACUCCGAACGAAUUGAUAUUUUUGAACUUACUGCAGCAUUUGGUACAGAUCGAACUUGCGAAUCCGUUGGGCGAUUGCAUUUGGCAGACGGCCGAGAAGUUAGUUUGCCGUGCAACACUGAUAAACGAUAAAGACGACGCGGACAAACUCAUCAAUAUACACAGGAACUGUAGUUCAUCGAUAUCGAUGUCUGACAAAACAGUACUUCAGCAAUCGUCGCUGUGCACCUGUCCAUGUCAUUCGAACGGCUGCCCCUUCGAGUGUGGUUCCGAUUCCUCAAAUUUAUCCGGUGUUCAGGAGAACGUUCGACAGAAAGACCCCCCUGUUCGAAGUGUUCCUCCUCCGCCCCCGCUACUACUGCAUGGCGAUUGCUCAGCGAAGGUCCCCAGUGCACCAAACGUUUCUUCCCGGUCGCUGAAGAAUACCAGUUCACCACCACGCAGUCCUGAAGCCAACAGCAGAUGCAGCUCUGAAUCGAAGGAAAAGCCGCUUAGUUCAGGCCCUCCCGGUCGUUGUGUACCUCCUCCGGUUUUGCCACCGGCGCCAGUCGUCGAGGCGACCACUUUCACACACAAUCUUCCACAGCCAAGGGUGAAGGUGAAGACUUUCGCUUGGAACAAGGUGCCUUCGUGUAAGGUAAGCAGCUCAAGGAACAACGUAUGGCGGAAGGCGGCUAGCCGCUUCCGCUCCCUGUCUCCGGAUUUCCAUAUGCUGGAAACCCUGUUUGCCCAACCGGCCGCAACUACGCCGUCGGAACAGCGUCAUCAGUCAUUGCUCCCCUCCAACUCUUCCGGUAGUUGGGUGCUGCAGCGAAAACUACGCGAUUCCAGUCACGUGGUGAAUCUGCUUGACCCGAAACGCAGUCUGAACAUAAGCAUCUUUCUAAAGCAGUGUCAUGGCACAAUCGACAACUUCGUAGAGUUGAUACGGAAUUGCCGCGAAGAAGAUGUCGGUUUGGAAAGACUACGGUGUCUCAUGAAAAUCUUACCAGAGGCUGAGGAGAUCGCUACGCUGAAUGCCUAUAGGGGUGACAUUGAGAAGUUGGGCAAUCCAGAGAAGUUCUUUAUCACUUUAAUGGCGAUUCCAAGCUUCAAGCUCAGAACGGAAGGCAUGUUGCUGAAGGCAGAGUUUUCUCCUACCAUGGAAUACAUGGUGCAAGCGGCAGAGACGAUCAUCGCCGCGGCGGACGAGAUUCUGAACAAUCGCUCUUUACCCGGUUUGUUGUAUUUGGUACUUUUGGUUGGAAACUUUCUGAACAGCGGUUGUUACAACGGCAAUGCCGUCGGGUUUCGUUUAACGUCGUUGUGGAAAUUAGUCGAAGUCCGAGCCAACAAGCCAAACGUAACGCUGAUGAACUACGUCGUGCUGGUACGAGUAUUUUUUCUCUCUUUUUUUUCCGUCUGUAUUGCCCCUUUCUCUUCAUGCAUAAUGGAAAUUCUACCUGCUUAUAUUAUGUUCACAAACUUCGGCGGUGGUUAGCA